Paramisgurnus dabryanus is the source of this 2736-nucleotide messenger RNA. It is a transcript of the gene rangap1a, whose product is annotated as RAN GTPase activating protein 1a. Gene Ontology annotation, molecular function: GTPase activator activity; small GTPase binding. The record is from RefSeq and is a predicted model, not a curated record. NCBI's taxonomy places the organism in Eukaryota, Metazoa, Chordata, Actinopteri, Cypriniformes, Cobitidae. Gene Ontology annotation, cellular component: perinuclear region of cytoplasm; cytosol; nucleus. Gene Ontology annotation, biological process: signal transduction; activation of GTPase activity; nucleocytoplasmic transport.
CAAAAACUCGGUUAAUGUCAGGAUGGCAUCUGAUGAUGUGAGACAGCUCGCAGACUCGCUGGCUAAAACUCAAGUCACCGAAGGAGAACUGAGUUAUAAAGGACGAGGACUCAAACUAGACAAUGCACAGUCUGUGGAUGAGAUGGUGAAGGAGAUUGUGAAGUUUGAUGGUCUGCGGGCGCUCAGACUGGAGGGAAACACCGUUGGUGUGGAGGCUUCACAGACCAUCGCUAAAGCCCUGGAGAACAAGAAGGACCUACAGUGCUGUUACUGGAGUGAUAUGUUCACCGGCCGUCUGCGAGCUGAGAUUCCACCUGCGCUGGUCUCUCUGGGUGAAGCGAUCGUCACGGCCGGUGCUCGGCUGAAGGUUCUGGACCUGAGCGAUAACGCUUUUGGACCUGAUGGAGUUAAAGGUAUCGAGAAGCUGCUGAAGAGCACCGCCUGCCACUCGCUGGAGGAACUGCGUCUGAACAACUGCGGAAUGGGCAUUGGUGGAGGAAAGAUUCUGGCGGAGGCUCUGACGGUGUGUCACCAGGAAUCGACUGCAGCUGGCGCUCCUCUGCGGUUGAAGGUUUUCAUCGCCGGCAGAAACCGACUGGAGAAUGAUGGAGCCACAGCACUUGCAAAGGCGUUUCAGCUGAUUGGGAGUCUGGAGGAGGUGCACAUGCCCCAGAAUGGAAUAAAUUACCCAGGAGUCUCUGCUUUAGCCACGGCUAUGCAGCGCAAUCCUCAGUUGCGUGUCCUCAAUCUCAACGACAACACCUUCACCAAGAAAGGAGCUAUAGCCAUGGCCGAGGCACUGAAACACUUAAGGAAUGUGCAGGUGAUAAACUUUGGUGACUGUCUUGUACGUUCAGAAGGAGCUUUUGCCAUCGCAGAGACUGUGAAAGAAGGACUGCCACUGCUAAAGGAGUUGAAUCUGUCAUUUGGUGAAGUGACUGAAGACGCUGCUCUGGAGGUGGCUCGAUCAGUUCAACACAAAGAUCACUUAGAAAGACUCGACUUGAACGGUAACUGUUUAGGUGAAGAAGGUUGUGAUAAACUUCGAGAGCUCACAGAAAGCAUGAAGUUGGGUCAGAUACUCGGAUCUCUGAGUGAUGAUGAGGGAGAGCCUGAGGAAGAUGAAGAAGAUAGUGAGGAUGAAGAUUUGGAGGAGGAAGAAGAAGAAGAUGAGGAGGAGGGAGAAGAGGAUGAAACACACAAUGAAUCAGAUCUGUUUCAAACUCCACCGUCAGCACCUCGACCCCCAGACGUCUCCUCUUUUCUCAGUUUUCCGUCUCCAGACAAACUCCUGCGACUCGGAGAAAAGAGAAGCUCACUUAUUCAGCAGCAGGUGGAUGUUCAGGAUGUAAGCAGGAUAGCAGAGGUGUUUCUGAAGAUCUCGUCUGUAUAUAAAGAGGAUGAUGUUCAGGUGAAAUCAGCUGUACUGGAGAGUAUCGAUGCUGUGAUGAAGAAAGCUUUCUCCACACCUUCAUUUCAGCCCUUGAUUUUUGUCUCCUCAUUACUGGUGAUGCUCGGACUGCUGAAGAGUGAAGAUAAGUUAAAGCCGGUGAGGGUUGUAUCAGGACAUCUACAGUGUUUGGAGCAUGCAGUAAAACAGAGUUAUUUUCCUAAAGAACACAUCACAGUUCUCAAUGCUUUCAUGUCCAGACAGAAUAAAUCACUGGAGUCAUGCGGCAGCGCUCGAGAUCGACUGAAAUCCACACUACAGAAACUCACAGCAGAGAGCUAAACACACAAUCACACACACAAACAAUUAUACACACAAUAAUGAUUGUGAACACAUUUCUGUAUUCUUCUGUAUUUUAAGCUGAAAUGAUUUCAUAGUAAUGUUAUCAGAUUUUCAUGUGUUUAUUACCUCAUCUGACUCCUGAUGCCUUAUGCAUUGACUCCAUUCAUUGUGGAAAACACAUUUACAAACAGUAAAAGAUCUUUGGAAAAAGAAAAAAACUUUCCUUGACCUUUUUCCAUCUGCUUAUAAUAAUGUGUUAGAUAAGUAAGAUUAGAUAUUGUAGUAAGACAUGGACACAGUUAUUAAAACAUAAUGGGGUGGUUUCCGGACAGGGCUUAUCCUUUAGUCCUAGAAUAAAAUGCAUGUUUGAGGUGCUUUAAUUUAAAAACAUCUUGCCAUAUCUUAACAUAUAUCAGUGCUAUUAUUUUGUCUUCAGAUCCACAACAGUAUUGUUCUUUUGUAAGGUUUGUUUGUAAAAACUAUUAAAUGUCCUAAUAUAGCCUAACUAAGACCUAGUCCUGGAUAAGUACAUUUACUAAGUAUAGUUAAAGUGUUUAGUGCACUUUUUUCACCUGGUAUAUAAAACCCACACUUGUUAGAAAAACAUUUUUAAAGCUGUGAACAAAACAUCACAAAGCAGUUUAUUUAAAUUAUAUGCAGUGUUUAUUCACAAGUUUUAACAAUGUUUCUCUUUUGUUAAAAUGAUCCUUUGUCACAUUUGUCCAAUUUUUAAUUGCAGAUAAGCAAACAUUACAAUGCAAUCUUUGUUAAAUCUAUUUAAAAGUAUAGUUUUCGACAAAAAAAGUUAGAAAUAUUUUAGUUAAGUCUUUUAGUGUUUUCUAAAGAUCUACAGACAUUAUUACAACCACAAUAACAAUGAAUAUUAGUUUUGUUUUUGCUGUGUUAGUCAAAAACUUACAGCAUUUUUAAAUGCUUGUCCUGUGUUUUGACUGAAUGUGUGGUUGAUUGUAUAGGUUUUGCAUUUACUGCAUGCAUUUCUGCAU